Molecule: messenger RNA, 1063 nt
Organism: Gloeophyllum trabeum ATCC 11539
Lineage: Eukaryota; Fungi; Basidiomycota; Agaricomycetes; Gloeophyllales; Gloeophyllaceae
Exons: 4
Coding region: 221-916 (231 amino acids)
Biological process (GO): mRNA export from nucleus
Cellular component (GO): nucleus
Molecular function (GO): mRNA binding
Source: RefSeq, a predicted model, not a curated record
ACCGCCGUUCCUUGCUUUGACCAUCACUGACCACAGCUCUAUUCUCUGCUUAGAUUUCCUUUGUAUGCUACAGUCUCGGACAUCGCUAUAAGACACUCACAUGGAAUAGUAAAGGGCCGCUUUCCUGCAUCGUACUGCCUGUCUGCUGUGAACUUGCUAUCGACUACCUUUCCAUACCCCAUCACUACCUGCCAGCGUCUGAUUCCUGACUCUGUCAAGUAUGCAUGCCCCAUUCCGCCCAGUCGCACCCCGAUUCAACAACUAUCACGGGCCCAAAGCGCGCGUGCUCGGCAACCCCGCAAACCACGUCCCUCCAGCAUGGCGAGCUAACGGCCAGCGCGUCCCGUCAGGACCGAAGGUGGCGCCCCCGGCAGGGAGCAAGAUCCUCAUCAGCAACCUGCCCCCGGACGUGAGCGAGAGGGAGGUGGAGGAGCUGUUCCAGAAGACCGUGGGCCCGCUGCGGGAGGUGCUGCUCGUCUACAACUCGCAGGGCCGCUCGAAGGGUAUGGCGGUCGUAGCAUUCCAGCGCGCGGGCGAUGCCGCUGUGGCAAGGGAGAAGUACAAUGAUAAAGUCGUGGAUGGCAGACGUCCUAUUAAGAUCGAGAUCGUCACGGAUGAGGUGCCAUCAGCUCAAACUCCAUCCGCCGCUGCCCCGCAGCUCCCUUCACUCCUCCAGCGCCUGGGUGUCAAAGUCCCGACCGGCACUGGCAAAUCAUCAGCUCCGGUACCUACUGCACCACGACCACGAGCCGUAGCGGCUACCGUGAACAAUGCAACCCGUGCAGUGAUGGCUCAACCCCGGCGUCGGGUGAAGAAGGGUGCCAGACGCGUAAAUAAGCGGCCAGCACCCAAGACUGCAGCGGAUCUCGACAAGGAGAUGGACGCCUACCGCGCUGGCUCGUCGGAGGCAGCAUGACAUGACGCUGACCAAGUCUUUUCUGGAUUUACUUCUCGCAUCGGACCCGGUUGAUAGUUGCUGCCUGGAUCUCUGGGAUAUACUGUAUCUAUAUAGGCUAUCAGACAGAAUAUCUAUCAAUUUUCUCUAGUGCAGCCCGCUGCAGCC